Molecule: messenger RNA, 1514 nt
Organism: Dryobates pubescens (Downy woodpecker)
Lineage: Eukaryota; Metazoa; Chordata; Aves; Piciformes; Picidae
Product: cytochrome P450 2J6
Exons: 9
Coding region: 1-1473 (490 amino acids)
Biological process (GO): xenobiotic metabolic process; arachidonate metabolic process
Cellular component (GO): cytoplasm; intracellular membrane-bounded organelle
Molecular function (GO): oxidoreductase activity, acting on paired donors, with incorporation or reduction of molecular oxygen, reduced flavin or flavoprotein as one donor, and incorporation of one atom of oxygen; iron ion binding; heme binding
Source: RefSeq, a predicted model, not a curated record
AUGUUACCAGUGAGUGUGAUGCUGCUAUCUUUUGUGGUGUCUCUGCUGUUUGUACAGUUUCUGAAAUGGCAGUGGAUACGAAGACAAUAUCCUCCUGGACCAACUCCAUACCCCUUCUUUGGAAACCUGCUGCAGAUGAACUUCAGUGUUCAUCAUGAGCUCCUUAAAAAAAUGGCCAAAAUUCAUGGUAAUGUCUUCACCCUCUGGCUUUCAAGUGUUCCUGCAGUUGUCCUGCAAGGAUUUCAAGCAGUGAAGGAAGGUCUGACUGCCCAUGCUGAUGACGUUGCUGGAAGGCCAACGAGCGAGGGCUUUUAUGUUUUGACUCGUGGAAAUGGUGUUAUGUUCUCCAAUGGCUGGCUCUGGAAGCAACAGAGGCGUUUUGGACUUGUAACCAUGAGGAAAAUGGGAGUAGGGAAGAAAGACCAGGAGUACAGACUCCAAGAGGAGGCCUCUCACCUGGUGGAAUACUUACACAAAACAAAUGGAAAACCUCUGGACCCCAAGAUGCCUAUUCUUUAUACUGUCUCAAAUGUGAUUGCUUCUGUGAUUUUUGGCCAUCGCUUCUCGGAGGAAGAUGAGAAUUUUCACUGCUUGAUUGACUCCGUUGAUUAUAUAACAGCCUUUGGGAACAGCAUCUGGUUUUUUAUACAUGAAAUGUUUCCCUGGCUUUCGAGACGUUUCCUAGAACCAGUUAAAAGGGUCCUAUCCUGUAUAGAUUUGGUGAAUGCUCUAUUAGCAAAGGAAGUGGAAAGCCACAAAGGAAAAAGAAAGUCAGAUGAAAAUCAAGAUUUUAUUGACUACUAUUUGGAUGUGAUAGAUAAGACCAAAGGAGAUGCAGAUGCUACUUAUGAUGAAGAAAACUUGAUCCAGACUAUUUUUGACCUCUUUGUGGCAGGUAGUGAAACCACAGCCACCACCUUACGCUGGGCAUUGCUCUUUAUGGUGGUUUAUCCUGACAUUCAAGAGAAAGUCCAACAGGAGCUGGAUGCUGUUCUGGGUCGAUCUCAUUUGAUGUGCUAUGAGGACAGAAAGAAGUUGCCCUACACAAACGCUGUGAUUCACGAGAUCCAGCGGUAUGGUAACAUCAUCUUAAUUGCACUCCCCAGGCAGAGCGUGAGGGACACACAGCUGCUGGGGUAUCCUGUUCCAAAGAACACCAUCAUUUUAGCAAAUAUUGACUCUGUUCUGACUGAUCCUGCAAAAUGGGAGACACCUGAUCAGUUCAACCCAGGCCACUUUCUGGAUAAGGAUGGAAACUUUGUAAACAGAGAAGCGUUCUUACCAUUUUCAGUAGGGCACCGUGUAUGUAUGGGGGAGCUGCUGGCAAGGAUGGAGCUUUUUAUUGUCUUCUCUACACUGUUACAGGCAUUCAGGUUCACCCUGCCAGAGGGAGUGAAAGAAGUCAAUACAAAGCUUGUUUUUGGGAGCACAAUGAAACCACAUCCCUACCAGCUCUGUGCCAUUCCUCGGUAGGAAAUGGUGCCCCAUAGAUUCAGGGAAGGCUCUGCAAGAUU